GAUCACUGUCAAGUGGGGUUCGCGUUGGGGAUCCAGCCGGAGAGGCAGAGCUCGGAUCCAGUGGUCUGUGUCGAAUCCUUGACUGUUCGUGACAAUCGGACUGGAAAGACCUACACUAUUCCGUGUGUAUUGAGCUUGACACUACUUAAUACAACAUAUUUAGAAUUAAAGAAUGCUAAUGCAAUUUUCGGUUCGGCUUAGGAUUGAGGAUAAUGCGAUUCCUGCGACCGCUUUCAAGGAUAUCAAAGCUCCCCGGAAACCAAGAGAACGGGCCGAGAAUGAAACUGAGAAGGGACUUCGCGUGCAAGACAAAGGCUUCUUGAAUACUGCUGUUCUUCGGAGUCAAAUCACGUUCAUUGACGGAGAUGCUGGAGUUUUGCGUUAUCGAGGGUACCCAAUCGAGCAACUCGCUGAGAAGUCAUCGCAUCUCGAGAGCGCGUACUUGCUUAUUUACGGCUCUUUACCCACGAAAGACCAGCACAAGCAUUUCGAAUCGGAAGUGCUUCGACAUGGUAUCAUGCACUCUGACGCUGAGGGCUUCUUCCGUUCUUUCCGCUACGACGCACAUCCCAUGAGUAUGUUGACUAGUGCAUUUGCGAUGCUGGGUUCGUACUACGGUGAAGCGAAUCCUUCGUUACAGGGUCAGCGGUUGUAUACGCAAGGCAAUAAGGAGUCACUCGCCACUAUGGAUAGGCAAAUAUACCGCAUUAUUGGUAAAGCAACAACGCUAGCAGCGAUGGCAUAUCGUGUUCGGCAAGGCCGAGACUUCGUGACCCCUCCUGUCGGACUCAGCUACACUGGCUCUUUUCUAUACCAGAUGGACCACCUGAGCGAGCAGAACUAUGUACCAAACCCUGUGCUGGAGAAGGCUCUGGAUGUUCUGUUCCUCAUUCAUGCUGAUCAUGAGCUGAAUGCUUCAUGUACGACAGUCCUGCAAACCGGAAGCUCACUUGUGGACCCGUAUUCGGCUAUAGCUGCUGGUUGUGCGUCAUUAUACGGACCGCUUCAUGGUGGUGCCAACGAAGCUGUCAUCCGAAUGCUCUUAUCCAUUGGAAAACCAGAGAAUGUCCCUGCGUUCAUUGAAGCAGUUAAGCGGAGAGAAAAGACCCUUUCUGGCUUCGGACAUCGGGUAUAUAAGACUUCUGAUCCAAGAUCGUUCAUUGUCCGUAAAACUGCCGAUGAGGUCUUUAAAGUGACUGGCAAGGAUGAAUUGCUAGAGACCGCUAUGGCCUUGCAUGAUGCCGCUAUGAAGGAUGAAUACUUCAUCAAGCGUAAGCUCGCCCCCAACGUGGAUUUCUGUGGUCUCAUUUACCGUGCAAUGGGCUUUCCGUUGGACUUCUUCCCUGUACUCUUCGUUGUUCCCCGAGUCGUUGGUUGGCUCGCACAUUGGAGACAAAUGAUGUUGCAGGAAGGAGGCGUCAAGAUCUGGCGACCCCGUCAGGUCUAUGUGGGGGAAACAAAACGAGACUACGUCCCGGCCGAGGACCGCGUUGCGGUCGAGGGCUUGAAACAGACCCCGUCCAUCGUCGAACACGGAGGCAUCACCAAGAGAACGAUGUUGGCGAGUUUCGACGGUAAAGCUAAACUAUGACCGUUGUCUCUCCUGGGGUUUCUUUAUACCUUUCGAUAUCGUUGUACGGCUCCGUGCCCCUUCUUUUGUGCAUUUCCUGGAGUCAAUGCCAUUGUUUCAUGUUGCCACAUACCUUCGACGCCAAAGGGAGAAUGGAAUAUCAGGCGUCCUG
Messenger RNA from Somion occarium, 1742 nucleotides. The record is from the annotation of a GenBank genome assembly. Lineage: Eukaryota; Fungi; Basidiomycota; Agaricomycetes; Polyporales; Cerrenaceae.